Molecule: messenger RNA, 3148 nt
Organism: Rhipicephalus sanguineus (brown dog tick)
Lineage: Eukaryota; Metazoa; Arthropoda; Arachnida; Ixodida; Ixodidae
Exons: 31
Coding region: 152-3091 (979 amino acids)
Source: RefSeq, a predicted model, not a curated record
GCUCGCAGUUGCAUUAAAUGUAGAAACCUUCACUUCUUGUGUGAACGUAUUUAUUCGUGCAGGCGCUAGAGUGCGUAACAAAACGCGCGAGCCAGUGGAUAUUUGCCGAAGAAUAUUUAGCCAACGUCUCGGCCUUGGAAAUAUCGGCGCAAUGUUCCUUGACAUCGUUAUAUAUGCAAGUUUGGCCAUUUUAGCCUCAGCGCAAAUUAAGGCACCAGGACCCGUGCCACCCUCGGUACUCACGCCACCACCUGAACCACAGGUUGCUCAGACACCCCAAGUACCACCACAACAAAAAGUACCACCUGUAUCCCCGAAACCCCCGGCGCCCUCAGCACCAUCGCCACCUCGGGCACCUCCUGCGCCCCCGUCACCCCCUGCAACCGCAGCGCCGCCGAAGGCGCCACCAACGCCUUCGAAAGCUCCUAAGCCCCCGAAUGACAACAAUCCGGAUUGUAUUGCCAUGAGGUACCAUAUACCCAGGCACCUUUUUUACAACUGUACAUUUGUUUGUGAAGGAGAUGAAGAAUUUAUUUUGGGCAACCGCGAAACAUGCUUUGCUCAAGACCCAAUCGAAGACAUGCCUGUCAGAAAGGGUGUAAGAACUGUCACCGGGGACAUGGGAACCUGUAUAGAUGGAAAGUGCGUCAUUCCAGAGAGUGGGACACCACCGAAAAAGCCUAAACCUCCAAGGCGUACUCCAAAGCCGAGGCCACCCGCUGACAUCAGCCCAGACUGUGAUCAUCCGAACACCACCAAUUACGUUUAUCAGGAAUGCAGCUUCAUUUGUCAAGGAGACCAACUUUUCACCUUGCGAAGUCGCGAGCGGUGCAUACUGCCAGGGCAAAAUUCAUCGCGUGGAACAUCUCCAGUAAAGGGAAGCGCGACAGCUUUCGUUACGGGAGUCUGCGUAGAAGGAAAAUGUGUACUUAACGAUACUUUGGCUCCACCGCAACAGCCAAUAAUACCAAUGCCCCCACGAGAAACUAAUCCGGAUUGUGCUGCUAGCAAGCAGAAGAAUUCCAGUUAUCUUUAUCACAAUUGUACAUUUGCCUGCGAAGGUGAUGAAGAAGUAGCGUUGGUCGAUAAAGAAUCCUGCGUGCUCAAACAGCUAUCCCAAGCAGGUACCAAAAAUCAAGUUAAAACAGGAGGCCAGCUUGAAGUCGAAAUGGGAUUCUGCUUAGAAGGCAGAUGCCUUCCGCCGGGCAGUGAGGGGCCACCAUCAAAUGGAAAGCCCCCACGUGACACAAACCCGGAUUGCACUGCUUGGAAAAAGAAGCAAGCCGAUUACCCAUAUAACAAUUGUACAUUUAUAUGCGAACGAGAUGAAGAAGUGCCAUUGAACAAUAGGCAAUUCUGUGUCCUGAAACCAGCAUCUCAAGCCCCCACGAAAACUCAAGUUAAAGGAGGAGACCGGGAUACUGCCGAGUUAGGAGUCUGCGUAGGUGGCAGAUGUGUUCCAACGAAUGCCCAGACACCGGGAACAACUGGAAAGCCAGGACCCCCACGUGACACAAAUCCGGAUUGUAAUGCUUGGAGGGAAAAUCUGACAAAUUACCUUUAUCACAGCUGCAUGUUUGCAUGCGAAGGAGAUGAAGAAGUGCCUUUGAAAAAUAAGCAAUCAUGUGUUCUCCAUUCGACAUCCAAACAAGGUAAAAAAAAUCAUGUAAAGGGAGGAGAGCUGGGCACCGCAGAGAUCGGAUACUGUAAAGACGGCCAGUGUGUUCCCUUGGACAACAAGUCACCGGUUACGACUGGAAAGCCACAACCCCCGAAGGAGAAGAACCCAGAUUGUUAUGCUUGGGAGAAGAAUCAAGCCAAUUAUCUUUACCACAGCUGUACAUUUGUUUGCGAACUAGAUGAAGAAGUGCCAUUGAACAAUAAGCAAUCUUGUGUACUUCAGCCUGCAUCCGGAUUACCUUCAACACAUCCGGUGAAAGGAGGAGAGCUAGGAACUGCAGACAUUGGACACUGCGUGAAUGGCAAAUGUGUGUCCCCGAACAGCAAGCCACCAAUGAUAACGACCAAGCAGCCAGGACCCCCACGUGAAACUAAUCCGGAUUGCACUGCUUGGAUGACGAAUCGAACUGAUAAUAUUUAUCACACCUGCACGUUUAGCUGCGAAGGAGAUGAAAGAGUGGCUUUGCGCAAUAAGCAGUCUUGUGUGCUUCAACCGGCGUCUGGGUCAACUAAAAACCAAGUCACAGGAAUUUUGCCUUAUCUGGAGAUAGGAGUCUGCGAUAACGGAAAAUGUGUUCCACAGAACAGCAACAUACCUCCGAAGAUACCAAUGCCCAGGCCACCAAUUGACAAUAAUCCAGAUUGUAAUCACAUGGACGAUGGCUCCGGUGAAUACGUUUACCAGAACUGCUCGUUUGUUUGUGAAGGGGAUGAAGAGUCCUACCUGAACAACAGUGAGAAGUGCGUUCUUCAAGGCCAAUCUCCAGUCGCCAUUCCAACUUCGUUACAAACAACGUCAGCUGCUUUUGGUACGGGAGUCUGCAAAGAGGGACAGUGCGUUUCUAAAGAUGCGGUUCUACCUCCAAACCCUGGACGGCCAAGACCACCACGAAGGAGCCCUGACUGUAAAGCUUGGAAGAAAGGGCUCAAGAAUUACGCUUAUGGCAAAUGUGCAUUUCCUUGCGAAGGAGACGAAAUGGUGUUCUUAAAGACAGGACAAAAGUGCAUUCUUCCAGAGGGCCAGACUAUAGAUACUGCAAAGAAGGGUAGACGCACACGCCGAAAAGGAAUCUGCGAAAAAGGAGUGUGUGUUCCUAGAAACAAGAAAGUGCGACCGCCAAAAGUCCCACCUACGGUGCCAACACCGCCACAGGAGAAGAACCCGGAUUGUAAAGCUAUGUAUCAAAAAUCAAAGGCUCACGUUUAUCACAAAUGUACGUUUGUUUGUGAAAGAGACGAGGAGAUUUGGUUGAGAAACAAUGAAGAGUGCAUGCUUCCAGAAAGCCAAGUUAAAACCUUUUUUCCCGUUUCUACUCAACAAAGGCUCUCCAAAGGUACCUGCAUACAAGGAAAAUGUGUUCCUAGAAGCCCUGAAAAGAAUGCUGUUGCAUUCGACAUGACGCAGAGAUAACCUCGUGUCCUGCCUUCCAUGUAAAGAAUAAAUGGUGGAGUGUUUAUGUCAAAGAAA